This is a messenger RNA of Lactuca sativa (garden lettuce), 864 nucleotides long. RefSeq lists its product as uncharacterized. The record is from RefSeq and is a predicted model, not a curated record. NCBI's taxonomy places the organism in Eukaryota, Viridiplantae, Streptophyta, Magnoliopsida, Asterales, Asteraceae.
AUGAUAUUAGUUGAUGAAGAGGGUACUAAAAUUGAAGCUCAAGUUCCAAGUAUGUGGGUUUUCAGAUUUGAAAAGAUGCUUGCUGAAAAUGAAUCUUAUUAUAUCGAGAAUCCUCAAGUUGGUGAAAACACUGCGGAUAACAAAUUUGUGAAUAAUUCAAACAAAUUACAUUUCUGUCCAAUCACAAUGGUUACCAAAUCCAAUGAUUUUGUGGGUCCUCUGUACGGUUUUUCUUUUGAGAACUACCAAACAAUCAUUGAAAAUAAUAUUCCAGAAAAAACACCAGUCGGUCGUUUGUCUGUUUCAAAUUGGUACUCUGUUACCAAGCUUUACAUCAAUGCUAACAUAGAAGAAAUCCUACUGUUCAAGAACACUUUGGUUUCCAAAAAUUCUUUUGAAAAUCUGUCUGCUAAUCGUAGCAAAGAUUCAUCAUCCCUGUUGUUGUAUUCUGAGACCGAUGAGUUUCUUUUGAAACAUGACUUCAAACCCAUUACCGAAAUCCAAGAAAUCACAAAGGUAAGCCGAGGAUGUAAAUCGUGUUAUAAGAAGGUUGAUGAAGAUAUUAUGAUGAACAUUAAGCUAAAUGAUGGAUCAAACGACAAAAAAAUGGUUGUGUGCUCAUCCUCAAUCUGCAACAAUAAAGUUGUAUCUGUUCUUCCUAGGUUUAAAAUCCCAAUUAGAGUCGAAGAUCCUACAGGAGUAAUUUCAUUGACUCUUUUUGAUGGUGAUGCAAAUAGGCUUUUAAGAAAAAACGCACAAGAAUUGUUGGAAAUUUUUAAUGAGGUUGGGUCUGUUUUACUACACAACUUAAUUGUUCUUCUCAUGUUUUAUCUUACAUGUUAUUCAAUUCCAUUUGUCUUGUAG